UAGCAAAGGAAUGGCCUGUCUUACUUUGCUGCGUUCUGCCUCCGAUUGGCUUACCCUGAUGGCUACGGUUACAUGAUGGCUUCUCAUUUGGAAUGAAAUAAAUCUGAAUGAAAUCAUUCGGAAUUAAAGUGUUUCCAGGUAGUUUACAUGGGAAAUAUUAAUCCCGAAUGAGGGUUUACAUGGGAGAUCAGUUCAAUCGCCUUUAUUCGGGUCUGCGCAAGGUUUGGGUCAGGGGAGGUUUCUGAUUGGACAGGGGGCGGGGCGGAUGUUACGUGUUUACGUUUACCGGAAGAAAACACUGUAGUCCUCGCUCCGGAUAACAAGAUGCUUGACGACGCCGUUAUUAGUGCCUUUUUCAGGCUUGUUUUGCUUAUAUUCUUGAAGCAGCAGUACGACAACAACCUUGUUCUGCUAAUGCUUCAUCUGUUGAGCAGGAGAAGGGAGGUAGAAGACCGUGCUGUGGCGAAUGGAAACCGGUACACGCGGCCCAAUAAAUAGCAAACCGUGGAGGAUGAUGGCAAGUAAAGCGAAGCAGAUCCUCUUGUUCAGAGUCAGUCAGAGGAGAGAGAUACAGGAUGGACAUGAAGCAGAUUUUCAUCUUUGGACUUUUUCUCGUGCCCGUGUUGACGUGCAAGAUGAACCGGUGCUAUGAUGAGCACGAGCUGAGCGACGCAGCGGAGAGGAAGCUGAGGAUGCACUACCCACAGCCUCCGGAGCCUUCAACCCAGAAUGCACCCGAUUCACCUGCCUCCUGCCCCGUGGACCAUUUCCAUCAGCAGCCGCCUCAGGACAUCAGCGAGAGGUCCCUGUCUCCCUGGAGAUACUUACUUGUGACAAAUAAGGAUCACUAUCCCUCCACCUAUGCCGAGGCUCAGUGCCUGUGCUCAGGAUGCAUCCUGAUCCAGAACAAGGGCCCCCCAGUGGAGAGCCACGACUACAUUUCGUACCCUGUAAAGCAGAGCAGGGUGUUUCUCAAGAAGGAGCUCUGCGACGAUGGAAAGAGAUACCAUCUGAAGCCAGUUACUGUGGAUGUGGCUGUGGGCUGCACCUGCACCAGAGUAAAGACCUCCUCCUAGAGGGGAGCCAUCCAGACCUGCUGCCACAGUGGCACGCUACAGCUUAUGUUGUGUUUGUUUUAAAAUGCACCAAGUUCUCUAGAAAGUCAAACUCAGGGGUGUUAGGUCCUGCACUGUCAUCAGUGAGCAGACAUGACUGUUUGCACAGAGGAAACAUCGGUCCAGCGUGCUCUCUCAUGACAGUGCCACGCCUAAACACACAGCCGACACCCCUGGGAUAAUUUAUGAGGCUUUAAAAGCCACAUCAGCCUGUUUUUACAGGCCUAUUUAUUGUGAUAAUAGCUCAAAAUUGAUACGUCUUUAAUGUGUUUGUUUUGUAGGUCUUCGGACAUGUUUACAGCUCUGCCCAGUGCAGGUAAUGUAAACUGGGUGUUGUCAUUGAGGAAAAUAACUAUUGUAUAGUUUUGUAAAAUAAUUAUUUAACAGCUACAAGUAUUUAAAUAAUUAUCUAUUUAUUUGGUUUGUUUUGCAUGUGUAAUGUUUAAGCAUAAGGAAAACUGUGUAUUUAUUUAUUUUGGAUAUCUUGUAGCUUUAGUCCCAGUGGGACUUUAAAAGUCUGGUAAAGACUCAAAGUUCAGCUUCUUUGAAGCAAAAUAAAGAAAUAUGAUUUAAAAAGAAAACUUAUUCUCUUGUUUCUUUAUUUAAAGCUGAUAUUGGAGCAUGCAGGGUUGGAUUACCAAGCAG
This is a messenger RNA of Epinephelus fuscoguttatus (brown-marbled grouper), 1760 nucleotides long. RefSeq names its product interleukin 17c (gene il17c). NCBI's taxonomy places the organism in Eukaryota, Metazoa, Chordata, Actinopteri, Perciformes, Serranidae. Gene Ontology annotation, molecular function: cytokine activity. Gene Ontology annotation, biological process: inflammatory response. Gene Ontology annotation, cellular component: extracellular region. The record is from RefSeq and is a predicted model, not a curated record. The transcript is spliced from 4 exons. The coding region runs from base 576 to 1076 and encodes 166 amino acids.